Molecule: messenger RNA, 1752 nt
Organism: Closterium sp. Yama58-4
Lineage: Eukaryota; Viridiplantae; Streptophyta; Zygnematophyceae; Desmidiales; Closteriaceae
Source: the annotation of a GenBank genome assembly
AUGGAAAUCGUGCUGUCUGGCCGGCUCAAGAGCAUGUACAGCUGUCAUGCCAAGAUGCGGCGCAAGCGCGUGCCUCUCGACAAGAUCUACGACGCGCGGGCGCUGCGGGUGGUGGUGGGGGACGGCAACGGAACCCAACACGAAGCAGCAGUGGAGGCCUGUUACAACCUGCUCAGCGUCGUGCACAGUCUCUGGACUCCCAUUGGUGGAGAGUUUGAUGAUUACAUCCUCAACCCCAAGCCGAGCGGUUACCAGCCCGAGCCUUCCGCAACCCCAGUGGUGGAUGCAGGUGUGGUGCCCGAUGCAGGUGUGGUGCCCGUGGCUACUGUACCCCCGACUGCAGCUAUUUUGUCUGAUGUGGGGGAGGUGGAUCAGGUGGAGGGUGACUUGGAGGAGGAAGCAGAGGGGGAGGCAGCAGAGGGUGUUCAGGAAAAGGCAGUUGCUCGACUUGCUAGGAUGCAACUACCUAAUGGGAAGGUGAUAUUGGAGGGACAUCCUGCUUUGAGGGUAGAAGAUGGGAAGUUGCUAACCUCUGUAGUGUUUAGUACGGAAAAUGGUGGAAAUACUCUUCUUGUCGCGUCGAGUUUUUCCCUGCCUGCCCGGGAUUCUCUCGUGGCUGCCCGGAGCGGGCCGCAGGGGAAGCGGUGGGCGGCGAAUGUUCGUCUUUUUGCGCGGGUGAAGGAUACUUGGUGGAAUUCGCCUGGGCAUGGGGACUGGAGCACCGUUUUGGAGAAAUACUCGUUAUGCAGUGAUGGGAUAUACCAUAAAGUGGACCAAUUCGGCCGCGCGCAAUCCACUUUUAUACAGCUUCUAGAACUUUCGGACGAAGAGAGUGUAGAUUAUGAAACAACUGUAGCGGUGGCGCUUAUAGAGGGGUUAGCAGCGGCGGGAAUUGGAGGUCCACCCAGCACUGCUGCUGCAGCUGCUACUGGUGCCACUACGAGUAUGGGAGGAGACAGUGUCAUGGGUAGUGAUAGCAGCGGUAACACCGAUGGCAGCAGCAGCAGCACAACUGGUGGCAGGGGGGUUGAGGGAAAAGAGGCGCCACUCUCGUCUGCUGCAAGAAUAAACAACAAGGUUCGGCUUCUCCGGUCCAUGCUGCAAUGGGAGCGGGAGGUUCGGCACGAGGCAGCACCGGACGGCACCUUGGCUGAGGGGGAGGGAACAGGACAAGAAAGCCUAGUGGACGCUGUUGCUCUCAGCGAAGUACUCGUUAUAAGCUGGCCUGGGGGUGAGAUAGUGCGCAUGCCAGCAGGCAGCCUGGCAGGGGACUUUGCUCGCCUGCGAGCCAAGGCAGCCACGGGGGAUGCAGCAGCAGCAGCUGCCGUGAUCUCAUCUGAUGGGCUCCGCCUCUCCCUCUCCCCCACCACCGCCACCCCCUCUGCCUCGAGAGUGUCUAGUGGGUCCAGUGGGUUCCGGAGCUCUGGGGAACUGUCUAGUGCGGUGCUGGCCGGUAGGGAUAGAGGGGGCAGCGAGGGAUUGAGAAACAGCAGCACCAGUGAUAGCAGCAGCGGCAGCAGCAGCAGCAGCAGCAGCAGCAGCAGCAGCAGCAGCAGCAGCAGCAGCAGCAGCAGCAGCAGUAGUAGUUCUGGCAUCAGCAGCAGCAGUGGUGAUCCUGCUGCUGCGCUGCUGUGUUCAGCAGAGCUGUGUUCGGCAGGGGAGGCUAUCUUUGUCAACGGGAAGCGAGUGGAUCCCGGCACGCGGCUCAGGGAUGGGGAUCUGGUGGAGGUGCGCUGUGAGGAGGACCUGUAG